Molecule: messenger RNA, 749 nt
Organism: Heterotrigona itama
Lineage: Eukaryota; Metazoa; Arthropoda; Insecta; Hymenoptera; Apidae
Source: the annotation of a GenBank genome assembly
AUGACUUUACAUCAUGUAACGAAUAGGAAAAUAAUUUUCCUGAAAAUUGAAAAAAUUCAAAAUUCAAAGAGUUGUAAAGAUGAGACUUCAAUCUUCAAAAUUAUUGUAUCGCGAAUUAUAGUCAUUUUUUUUAUGAAGUUAUAACAAUUUAAUUUAUUGAUAAUUUUUCAUCGUUAUUGAUUCAAUUAUACUUCUCACCGUAUAUCAUAAAUUGAUAUUUUUGGCUUUUCCGCAGAGACUGUCAUUUUCAUAUUUCUUAAUAUACGUGUAAAAAUGCUUAAAUGCCACGAUUCAAACGUACAUAUUGUAAUUUGAUUCUUAAUACAGAGUUGGACAUUAUUCGAAUAAAUUAUUAUUAUCAUUACUAUCAUUAUUGUUAUUACCAUUAUAUCUAUUAUUAUUAAUAAUAAUGUUACCACAUUGUUAUUAUUACUUUAUGUAUUAUUAAUGUUUAGAUAAUUGCUUAAUUUUAAUUCAAAUUAUUUUUCGUUUUUUCCUGAGUCCACUGAAGAUAGGUAAAAAAUACUGGUUGAAAUUUAUUCGAAUAAAUACACAGUCUAAUUUUGUUUCUGUUAAAAAUAUUUUAAAUAUUUGUGUUAAAACUAGUAUAAGAUUAAAAUAAAAUUAAUUUAACGUUGAUAAAAAAUAUGAAUCGAAGAAUUGAAUAGACAUAAAGAUUAAUUUCAUUAUUCAGUAACUGAUCGUUAAAAAAAUUUAUUUAUAAAGUAUAUCAAUUAAAAACAAAAUGA